Molecule: messenger RNA, 4070 nt
Organism: Acanthopagrus latus (yellowfin seabream)
Lineage: Eukaryota; Metazoa; Chordata; Actinopteri; Spariformes; Sparidae
Product: ferroxidase HEPHL1
Exons: 19
Coding region: 359-3658 (1099 amino acids)
Biological process (GO): iron ion transport
Cellular component (GO): plasma membrane
Molecular function (GO): copper ion binding; ferroxidase activity
Source: RefSeq, a predicted model, not a curated record
CGUGGCGCCCGAGUCGGCGUUUUUCACCUAAGUACAUCCAUUACGUUAAUUUCCCAGCGGCCGAUUUCAAUAACAUCUUUAUAAUAAUUAACGCGCGGGCACUGAGAGGUUAUUAUCCGUGCGCGUCCGAUACCACAGGAGGCGGUCGCACCGUGACUCGCUCCUCGGGCUCAAUGGAGCGACUGUACUGCCCUCGCAGAGUUUCAUAAGUGCUGCCGCGGCCCCCGAGGAGCGAACCCGCCUGACGCGCUGCUUGCAUCUUCCAUGCAGCGGAGGCUCCCCACUUGUUGCUCUCGAAACCUAAACCCGCACAGCGCUCUCUCCCGACCUGCGUGCGAACGGAGCGAUCCUGAGAAACAUGGCACGGACUUUGGGGCUGUUUGCGGCUUGUUUGCUGCUCCUCGUCUCCUCCGACGCGGAGGCGAAGCGCAGCAGGGAGAGGGUCUACUACGUGGGGAUCGUCGAGGACGCGUGGGAUUACGCGCCCAGCGGUAAAAACCUGCUGAAUGGGAGAGACGUCCAACACGAUGAGCAUGCAUCUGUAUUCCUGGAAAGAGGGCCCGACCGAAUCGGCAGUGUUUACAAGAAGGCCAUGUACCGACAGUAUACAGAUGCUACGUACAGCCAGCAGGCCCCCCGGCCCCCCUGGCUGGGCUUCCUGGGGCCCAUACUGCGAGCGGAGGUUAACGACGUUAUCGUGGUCCACCUGAAGAACUUUGCGAGCAGGAACUACUCCAUGCACCCCCACGGAGUUUUCUACGAGAAGAAUUCAGAGGGGGCACUCUAUCCAGAUGGGACAUCAAACGUGCUGAAGAAGGACGACUGUGUUCCCCCGGGGGGCAGCUACACCUACCGCUGGGAGGUCAGGCCAGAAUUUGCCCCCACAGAUGACGACGCCAACUGUCUGACCUGGGUCUACCACUCUCACUUGGAUGCCCCCAGGGAAAUCGCCUCAGGACUCAUCGGGGCUCUGCUCACCUGCAAGAAAGGAAUCUUGAAGGAGACCAACAAUCAAGUCGAGUCUUUUACCGAGUCCGCGCGAAACGACGUGGACCAGGACGUGUUCCUGAUGUUCAACGUGGUGGACGAAAACCUGAGCUGGUACGCAGACGAGAACAUUGAGAAGUGCGCCGAUCCAGGUGGGGUCGACCCAGAAGACGCGGACUUUAUGGAGUCCAACCUGAUGCACGCUAUUAAUGGGUACAUGUUUGGUAACCUGCCCGGGAUCGAGUUAUGCAAGUACCGUGAAGUCGCUUGGCAUUUGUUUGGCAUGGGCAACGAGGUGGACAUCCACUCUGCUUUCUUCCACGGGAACACGCUGCUGGACCGCGGCCACCGCACCGACGUCCUCAGCCUGUUCCCCGCCACGUUCGCCACGGCUCAGAUGGUCCCGACCAAGAGCGGAAAGUGGCUGCUGAGCUGCCAGGUUAACGACCACCUGCAGGCUGGAAUGCAGGCCUUUUAUGAGGUGAAUUCAUGUGACAGCGAGACUGGCGCAGCGAAGGGCGGCGCUUUGAGGAUUCACUACCUGGCAGCAGAGAAAGUCCAGUGGAACUACGCUCCCUCUGGAAAGGACAUGAUCAACAACGUGUCCCUGAUUGAGGCAGAGAGUGCAUCGGAGAUUUUUUUUGGCGAAGACGGCGGGCGGAUCGGAGGUCUCUACUUGAAAGUGAUAUACAAAGAGUACACAGACGAUACCUUCACCACUCCCAAACCACAGACGCCUGAUUCUCAACACUUAGGACUCUUAGGUCCGGUCCUGAGGGCAGAGGAAGGAGAUAGUCUCAGAGUGGUCUUCUUGAAUAGAGCCGAUAGAAACUACAGCAUCCAGCCCCACGGCCUCAACUACGACAAAUGGUUCGAGGGAGCCACCUACGCGGAUGGUGCUGACAAGCCGGGCUCUCACGUCGGCCCAGGGGAGAACUUCACCUACACCUGGCAGGUGCUAGAUGGUCCGUCCUCGACUGAUCCCCCCUGUAUCCCCUACCUGUACUACUCUGCCACCGAUCCUGCCGCAGACACCAACGCUGGAUUGGUGGGACCUCUGCUUGUGUGCAAGAAGGGAGCGCUGGGGACGAACGGAAUCCAGAAAGAUGUCGAUAAGGAGCUCUUCCUUCUGUUUUCUGUCAUGGAUGAAAACAUGAGCUGGUAUUUGGAGGAGAAUAAGAAGAUAUAUGCCGGCAACCAGCCACAUACUUCUGAGGAGGACUUCGAGGAGAGCAAUAAGAUGCACGCUGUAAAUGGACGUAUGUACGGGAACCUUCUCGGACUGGACAUGUGUGCCGGGGACAAAGUAACGUGGUACACCUUUGGGCUGGGCACUGAGGUGGACAUCCACGGUGUUUAUUUCGAGGGGAACACCUUCAAGAAGCAGAGCACAACGCGGGACACCAUCAACCUGUUCCCUCACACCGCGACCACUGUCACCAUGCAGCCAAACACUCCUGGCGUGUAUGAGGUGAGCUGCAGGGUGACGGACCACUACUCGGCCGGCAUGAGGCAGCAGUACAGAGUGAACCUCUGCCAGAAGAGCAAAGUGAAGCACACGCACGCGCAGCCGACCAAGAUCGUGCAGUAUUUCAUCAGCGCGGAAGAAAUCGAGUGGGACUACUCGCCCGAGAGGGACUGGGAGGUGGAGAAGCACCACAGCUCGUCGGAAGACAGCCCAGGCAACAUAUUUUUGGAUAAGGGGCAAAACAGGAUUGGCUCGCGCUACAAGAAGGUGGUGUACAGAGAAUACACCGACGAGUCCUUCAAGGUUCAGAAGAAACGGCAGCCCGACCAGCAGCACUUGGGAAUUAUCGGUCCAAUAAUCAAAGCCGAGGUCGGAGAGCAGAUCGUGAUCACGUUCAAGAACAAAGCCAGCCGGCCGUACUCCAUCAGCGCACACGGGGUGAAGGCCAGCGGCGCACACGUUCACGUCAAGCCUGGCUACAUGCUGGAGCUGACGUGGGAUGUUCCUGAAAGCUCCGGUCCCGGGGUCUCGGACCCCAACUGCAUCUCUUACGCCUACUACUCCACCGUCAAUUUCAUCAGGGAUCUGUACAGCGGUCUCUUGGGGCCGCUGGUGGUCUGCAGGCCCGGGACUCUGAAGGGGCCCAACAGACAGAGGGGCGACGUGGAGAAGGAGUUCGCUCUGCUCUUUAUGGUCCACGAUGAAAACCAGUCCUGGUACUUGGACCACAACAUCAGAAAAUACCUCGGCGUCGACCCGAAUACUUUUGAAUAUACCGAAGACUUUGAGGAGAGUAACAUGAUGCACGGGAUCAAUGGUAAGCUGUACGGCAACCUCCAUGGACUGGUGAUGACCCAGGGCCAGAAGGUCGACUGGUAUCUUCUGGGGAUGGGCAACGAGGUGGACAUGCACACUGUUCACUUCCAUGCGGAGACUUUUACCUACAAGACGGACCGCGUGCACCGCGCAGACGUCUUCGACCUCUUCCCCGGGACUUUCCAGACCGUGGAGAUGGUGGCAGGGAUCCCCGGGACCUGGCUGCUCCACUGUCAUGUAACUGACCACAUCCAUGCUGGCAUGGAGACCACUUUCACCAUUAAAGCUUCCCCCCCUCCAGAUGCAGCAGCUGGAACUGAAGCCUCCACAAAGACGCCGCUGCUGUCGCUGGCACUCUGUCUCCUGGCUGUGGGCGGACUGCACUAAAUGAAGAAGGGACUCUUGACUGGGCUGAGUGCGUGUGUAUGUGUGUGUGUGUGCGUGCGUGUGUGCAUGUGUGUGUGUCACCACAACACUGCCCAUUAAUGCACUUAAUAAAGAAAUACUAAAAUCCAGGGACAAAAUCACUGUUGUAAAUUGCUGGAGGUUCUGUGUGUAAAUAGAGAUUCAGUACAUACUAACGACUGUACAACUGUGUGUGUAAAGUUCAGGAUUUCGUACUCAUAGAAGCAUUUUUUGCGGGCCGGUUGUUUCUAUGUUUCUAUGUUUUUCCCGGCAUGUUGCACUGUGUUUGUUGUUGUGCGUUCUAUAUUUUUAUUUUAUUUCUUUUUGCAAAUUACUACUUCACCAAAUAUUUAAUUCCAGUUAUGAAUGUGCAAUAAAAGACCAUUCUAUCCAA